AUGUCACGCUUUCCAGAGGUCGACGAGGAUCUGUGCAUAGGUUGCAAUGUGUGCGUACAGGGAUGUCCCACUCAGUGCAUAGAGGUUAACGCAGAAACGAGGAAACUUGUCUUCAGAGCCAAGGAGACGUGCAUUAGUUGUGGACACUGUGCGUCCGUUUGCAGGACCGCAGCCAUAUCGAUGUUUGGCAUCCUACCAGAUACCGUCGAGGAAGAAAUCAUGGCAGACAAGCCUGUAGUACGAAGCAUUAAGAUGGCAAGACAGCACAGGUUUUUCAGGUCAACAUCCAUUUCACCACAAGAGGUCUUAAGGAUUCUCAAUAUAGCGAAGUACUCUGGAGCCAAUGCCUACAAUUCCGCCUUCCAUUUUACCGCCGUGGACCUCAAACGAAACAAUGUGGAUGCGGUCAUUGAGGUGUUUGUGACUGCGCUAUCGAAAACUUCAAAGUAUGCAUGGCUGCCCAAAGUACGCGCACAUGGAGGUGACCCCAUUUUUCACGGUGCACCCUGGCUUAUCUUGAUAUCGACAGGACACAAUGAGGAUGAUCCUAAGGAUGAUGGUCCAGGUCUAGAUGCAUUUACACAAGCUCACAUGCUAUAUCGGGACCUGCAGCUUCACUCAGAGAUACGCGGAUACGGGACUCACUUGUGUAGGAUCCUUCAGCCCCAUCUAAACGAUGUUCAAAGCCUGUCUGACUCUUGUCCAAACAUAUUUGAUGUACCUCAGUCGCACACCGUUCUCCUCGCGUUUGUUCUGGGAAUUGGGGCUAUGAAGUACCACAGGCCACUUCUCCUUCCAGACUUAGUCGAAGGCAUAGACGUAACGUUUGUGGAAUAA
Molecule: messenger RNA, 837 nt
Organism: Giardia duodenalis
Lineage: Eukaryota; Fornicata; Diplomonadida; Hexamitidae
Product: Nitroreductase family protein fused to ferredoxin domain Fd-NR1
Exons: 1
Coding region: 1-837 (278 amino acids)
Molecular function (GO): oxidoreductase activity
Source: RefSeq, a predicted model, not a curated record